Molecule: messenger RNA, 1991 nt
Organism: Trichoplusia ni (cabbage looper)
Lineage: Eukaryota; Metazoa; Arthropoda; Insecta; Lepidoptera; Noctuidae
Product: inositol monophosphatase 1
Exons: 1
Coding region: 234-1052 (272 amino acids)
Biological process (GO): inositol metabolic process; signal transduction; phosphatidylinositol phosphate biosynthetic process
Molecular function (GO): inositol monophosphate 1-phosphatase activity
Source: RefSeq, a predicted model, not a curated record
CAUUCAUCGAACUGAACGGGAAGUGUCAUAAGAGUGUCAGGCACUUAUCAAGUCAACGUAAAGUGUCUUUUGGAGUGUUUUGGAUUGGACGUGUUGUCUUUGAAUAAAAAUUGUUUUCACAGUGAUUGUGGUUUAGCACAAUUGCCUUUUUAAAGUAUACCCAGCGUAUUAAUUUUUCUAUUGUUGAUCGUUACCGGUAUUCAGUUCUAAAACGCAAAAUUUCAUUCAUCAACAUGGAUCAAAUUGACGAAUACUUCGAUUUUGCAUUAGGCCUAGUUAAAUCAGCUGGAAGCCUUAUAUCUGAGCAUGCAAAUGGCUGCAAAGUCUUCGAGAAGAAGUCUUGUGACAUUGACCUUGUAACUGAAAUAGAUAAAAAGGUGGAAGACACGCUUAUCGGCGGGUUAUCGAAACAGUUCCCAGAUCACAAGUUUAUUGGUGAGGAGACGGUGGCGGCUGGUGGUAAGUGCGAGCUGACUGAUGCUCCGACUUGGAUCAUUGAUCCGGUGGACGGCACACUGAACUUUAUCCAUGGAUAUCCUCACAGCUGUAUCUCAGUUGGCCUCGCGAUUAAAAAAGAGUGUGUCGCUGGAAUCAUCUACAAUCCCAUCAUAGGGCAACUGUUUACUGCCAAGAAGGGAAAAGGAGCUUUCUACAAUGAUAGACAGAUACAUGUGUCUCAAAUAACAGAGUUGCGCAAUGCCUUGGUUGCAUUUGAAUGUGGCACCAGUCGGGAUGAGGAGAGGUGCAAGAUUGUGUUUGAAAAUUUUAAGCUUAUUGUCAACCAUGGACAUGGCCUGAGGUCUAUGGGUUCAGCUGCCUUGAAUAUGGCUAUGGUGGCCCUGGGUGGAGCUGAUGCCAACUUUGAGUUUGGGAUUCAUGCAUGGGAUAUAGCUGCUGGUGACAUAUUAGUAAGGGAGGCAGGUGGUGUUUGUAUUGACCCUGCUGGUGGCCCCUUAGACUUGCUAUCCCGUAGAGUGCUUUGUGCCAGCACUCCUGAACUUGCUCAAGAGUUGACUAAAACUCUUGUGCAGUUUUACCCAGAGAGGGAUUAGGUAGACGCAUGUGUCAUAAGUAUAAUUGUAUCUAUGUAAAUGUGUGUAAAUCAAGACUAAAUUAACCAAAUGUACCAAAUUAAUAUUACCUAUGCAAUAGGUAUUUACCACUUUAUUUUAUGAUGUGAUAUCAAGUACUUAAUGUUCUGUAAUCUAACAUUUUGUUACUCGUAGUUAAUUUUCAUGUGUUAAAUGUUCUCAGAAGCAGAGAAUGACAUAUUGUGUCCAUGUUUUGGUUUGUGUGAGCUAUUCUGUUUCACACUGAGUUCAUGGAAUUUAAAGUACCUAAUUAGUUUAUUGGCUGUGGAUUGUUUUCAUUACAAUAGCUUGUGUUAACUUGAUAUAUCUGUGUACCAUUAUGGUAACUAUUGACAUGUGCUGAAUUGUUUAACUUUGCUAGCUAAUAUUAUACUUAUUUUUUAUAUUCUUCUUAUUUUGAACCAGUGAUCAGUUAUCCUUAUUUAUUUGAGUCAAGGAAAAAUAUUUGUAAAAUAAUAAAAUUAAUUCCUUUGAAUAAUAUAUUUUUGUUACAAUAUCUUAUGUUAUAAGUUAUUGAGCACCUAUUCAUUGAGUGUCUACUGCUAACAUAGAUCACAAUACAAUAAUUAAAUAAGGUUUUAAUACUUACAGAAAUUAUAAAAAAAUGGGCACACCAUCAGUAUACUCAACUACCCAUAAUGUCCAAAAACUUCAUUAUUCAGUCUAUAAUUUCUGUAACUAUUACUUUAGUUUUCAAUGUAUUACUAGAAGUAUCUUAUUAUUAAACCUUUGUAUUAACUAAAAAUAAAACAGUCUUGGUCAAUCUUGUUUGUCAGUCAGCACUUAUCUAAUUGUCAUGACGAGAUCUGUAAUAAAUAUUGUCGCAUAUAGUAAUUAAUCAUGUACUUAUCUUAGUUUAUAUCAUGAUAUAACAAUAAAGUAUAUUUUAUGUCGGUCUAA